AACAAAAUCGGAGUUUAGACUUAUAAACAUCAGAAGCAUUAUUUUGUAAAAAUGGCCAAAGGCCUGCAUAUAAUAAUACUUGACUCGAAAUGGAAGAAGAAAGCCCAGAAACAUUGGUAAAUUUUGUGAAAACAGUGACGUCAUCGGUUCAGUCGGCUUUGCGGAGUUCAACAACGUCUUGUAAAAAAGCAACAAAGGAACAAAACUACACACGUCGCAGAAGAUUCAAGAAAAAAUCUGAGGUUACCGAAAAAUCUCUUAGAAAAAACCGACAGUAUCUUGUUCAGCAGAAUUCAAUACAGCACAUGUAUUCAACGGCAAUGUUAAAUGCUGCUCCGGUGUGCUUCGGUGAUAAACGGAGUGCUUUUUUAGGCAUAAAUUCCCAACAAGAAUUAUGGUACGAUAAUGGUGCAGAGUUUGACAUACAGUCAUGUGAGCAAUUCCUCAACGAAUAUAUUCCCAGUUUCGGAAGUCCUAGAGAAAACAGACCCCAGAGUUCUGACAUAUUUGCUACAGAUGACCAGUUACAGUAUCAAUACUCUAGUUGCAUGGUUAACCCACAACAGACGUCUGCUUGGGAUUACAGCCUUCCGUCCGAAUAUUAUUCUCCAGAACAUUUUCUGCAAGUUACAAACACACAAUCAUGCCCUACCGUCCAAACUGUGGGCCAUGUCUUUGAAAAUGCAACUGGAGUCAAGUUGACAUGUAAUGGCUCAAACAUAUCAUCUUUUCCAGAUUGGGAAUUCAGAAAUGAAAGAUUUUCACCAAUUCUUGACGAUGACAGCUUUAGUGCUGAUGCAUUUGACGACAUCUUUGCUGAAAUUGAGUACAAUUCAAUUGGAAGCUGCACUGAAGGUUCCGAGUCGCCAACAGCAGUCUCUUCUUAUUCUGCUGAUAGUGAAUCGUCAACAGAGACGGCAUCUGCUUCUGAAAGCGCAUUUUCAUUUGCUGUUUCCAUUGACGAUUUAUCGGCACCAGUUUCUCAAAUGAUAGACCAACAUCCACCACAGGCGACAUUUCCCAGUAGUUCAGUCGUUGCGUCGCCGGAAAUGCAGCCAAAGGAUACGCUGCCAUCAUUUUCCUCAAUAUUUUUGUGACAUUCGUGAAAUUGUGAGUGUGUAUUAUAUUGUUAUACUAGAAUGGACAACAUUUAUUUAUAUAUUUAUUUAA
Molecule: messenger RNA, 1170 nt
Organism: Patella vulgata (common limpet)
Lineage: Eukaryota; Metazoa; Mollusca; Gastropoda; Patellidae
Exons: 2
Coding region: 90-1097 (335 amino acids)
Source: RefSeq, a predicted model, not a curated record